Molecule: messenger RNA, 4523 nt
Organism: Exserohilum turcica Et28A
Lineage: Eukaryota; Fungi; Ascomycota; Dothideomycetes; Pleosporales; Pleosporaceae
Exons: 3
Coding region: 1-4491 (1496 amino acids)
Biological process (GO): Golgi to plasma membrane transport; exocytosis
Cellular component (GO): plasma membrane; exocyst
Molecular function (GO): phosphatidylinositol-4,5-bisphosphate binding
Source: RefSeq, a predicted model, not a curated record
AUGAUAUCUGUGCGCAAUACCGGUAGAGUGAAGCUGCACAAGGCCAGAGAGAAUGCCAACGGCACCUUUUCUAUUGGAAAAUCAUGGCCCAUGGAAGAGCUGACGGCCGUGGAGAACUAUGUCCAUUCGAAUCCUACGAGCGAGGAGGAGGCGCAGCACAAGCAGUGGGCUGGGGACAAGGGCUUUUCCGUGACUAUCAACAAGCCGUAUUACUGGGAGGCCGGCACUGCAAAGGAGAAGGAGUUCUUCAUUGGAAGUAUGGUUAAGAUCUACAACAAGUACACAAAGGGCGAAUUUCCCAUUUUGACUGGAUUUAGCGCGGCCGAACUGAACAGCCUAACAAAUGGCCAGCCGCACCUUGCUACACCGGAGGGCCGGGCUGCUUUUGCAGGAGGUCAAGGCGGCGCAAGCCCAGGGCCACCACAGCGACCGCCUCCACCAGACCAGAGGCCUAUGCCUCCAAAAUCGGCUGGGCUUCCCCCAAGGAGACCUGGGGAAGUGCCACCUCUAUCAGCCGAUGACAGCAGGCGAGGACCUCCCUCUGGGUCGAACCCAAAUUUCAGAAGACCGCCAGGGGAAUUUCAGGGUCCAAGAAGACCCGGCCGACCAGAUGACGACCUUCGCUCUGGGGAUAGGCCAAACACGGGCGACGAUGCUCGCAGGCGUCCGCCUUUCUUGCAGCACCAAAUGCAAGCUCCUCCAUCCAUGCCCAACCUCAGGCAGAAGCAACCAGUGGAUCCGAGUAUCCGAUCGCGACCCAGCGGAGAUAGUAUACGGCCACUACGUCCUGGUCAACCCGCUAGUCCAAAUUCCAUCGCACAACCACUGCCGUUUGCAUCGCGAAACUUGACACCACAGUCUUCAACUGCAGAAUUUGUCAAUCAACCAAAAACACCAGAUUCUGCAAAAUUCCCGUCAAGUCCAAGCCCUGCGCGCGGGCCGCUUCGUGAAGAUGGUCAGUCUCAACGGUCUGAGAGACCUUUUGACGAGCGAUCAUUCGACGGUAUGCCUUUGAACAUUGCGCCACCAGAUCCACGCAGACCGAAAGAGUUUGCUUCGCCCCGGAGAGAUCCAUCCCCAAGAGGUCUGAGACCUAGUACGGCUCAGAGCGGCGCGCGACCAGGUACUGCGCAAAGUAAUGCCAGUUCAAACUUCAACCGGGUCGACGACAUGCCACCGGAAGAACCUCCACAAAGGAGAAGGCCGCUCAUGGAAACUCGACCGUCCCAAGCGUCGCAGCGUAGUUUUGACAGCCAAGGCACAGACUCGCGUUCGAAUUUCCAUACGCCUUCAGCCUCGCCUGCCCCGCCAAACGAUGUUCCGCCUAGAAGAAGACCUCAGGAAACACCAGAAAGAAUGAAGCCUCUUUCUCAAGAGAGCCCGGCACGCGCAGAGCAUACACUUACUCCAUCGCAGCCUAUACCGCCACCCACUUCUCCAUUGCCUCAGAUACCAAUGACUCCUGUACCACAAGCGAUCCCACAAGAUGAAGUAGCAGCAUCUCCUGUACGAGCUCCAUCGAUAGAGAAAGCACCUGAGCCUGAGCCUGAACCACAACCUGAACCACAACCGCAAUCCCAACCUGUGGAGAAUACUACCCCUCCAGUAGACGAGCAGGAGAACGAGGCACAUCGUCCUGGCCUUGGCCCGAUGGUCAAGAAGCCCUUGGUCGCUGACAAUGCGGCAAACAAAUUCAGAAAGGCAGCAGCAGCAGCGGGCGCGUUCAAGCCUCGUGCUGGCGGUGCCGCAGCAAAACUCUUCAACAAAGAGACAAAGGCAUCUGACGAACCUGACGGUGUCAGCGCAGUGUUUGUGCCUCAACGGUCAACACCAAAAGAGGCACCUAAAGAAGCACCCAAAGAAGAAGAGGAGGAGAACAAGCCAGAGGCAGCACCUCAAACCACGCCAGAUCGAUCGUCAAAAGAACGACCGCGGAUCAGUACCGAGGUUGUGCCGUCAGUUACCGUGUCUGGUCCAGCAGUACCCACCUUGGCUGAGAUUCCGCAAGAAACAAAAGAGGAAGCCCCUCCACCGGCUCCAGAAAAGGCAGCGACAAGAACCGUUGAGCCUGAGCCGGAAGUGCGACGCAAGAAGCGUAGGUCCAACCAGCAGAUUGUAAAUGUUUCGAAGCUUGGAAUAGAUCCUGCAAUAUUGGACGAACGGGGUCUGGAGUUUGAAAGCCUACUGUCAGAACUGGGCUGGGGCGGUAACGAGCUUGCUCCAAAGCACAUUGAAUCUCUCGAAGCCGACAUCAAACGCGAAAUCGCCCGUGUUGAAGCAGGAAGUUGGUUGAGCCAUCUGGAGCAAAAGGACGACCGCGUGGAAGCCGUUGAGCGUCUGCUAGAUCGCGCCAUUGCUGAAUGUGAUGAACUCGAGGGUCUGCUGACGUUGUACAAUGUCGAACUGAGCAGUCUGAACGACGACAUUGCUUUCAUCGAAGCCCAAAGCCAGGGUCUUCAAGUACAGACUGCUAACCAACGUCUGUUGCAGCAGGAGCUCCGACAACUUGUGGAUACCAUUUCCAUUACUUCUGAUCAGCUGGAGCCUUUGCGACGUGCCCCGAUUGGAAAGAUUAACGGUCUCAAAGACAUUGAGUCCUCUUUGGUUCUCCUUUACAAAGCACUGGUUACAAUUGACCCGUCUUUUGUGUCAGGGAGCCGAGCAGGUGCUAAUGGUACUAUAAGCCCAAUGAACAGCAGAUCGGGAAUAGGCAACAGCGACCUGGCCACGAUGCAGGCUCUACAGGAAAAGCGCGAUCGAUAUCUCGGCGAGGGCACCAUGUUUCUUGAACGACUCAAGAAGCACAUGGAGAUUACGUUUGGUGCAGCGUUCUUGUCGACGAAAGACGCCCUUUCCAACCUCGAUCAGGGUUCUAUGCCUUCUUUGAGGAAGAAUAUUGAGGCACACGAUGCUGGCCGCAGCGAGUUGUGGAUGCUGAGCCCAGUGAUACUUUUUGCAAAGGAGAUUGAUCGGGUUUCGUGGGAUACACUCCUUCGGAUGUAUCAGACGCAAGCAGCGCAGCUGUAUCAACAGGAAGUCCGCGACAACAUCCUGGCGUGGAGGAGGUUUGCUCGGAAACCGACUGGCGAGGAGCAAGAGCUGCUUUUUACCGCACAAGAAAAAGAGCCCGAGAGCAUCACGGGUACUGCCAGAAAGCUGACUGUUAAGCGAAGUCAGACGCUCGCUCGUGGCCUACGAUCAACUUCUGGAGACAAAGAAGGCAAAGAGGGCAAAACAAAACCUUCUAGUCAAGACGGCAAGCUGCAUCCCUUUGAUGUCUUUGCCAGAGUCUUGGAAGAUACAGGCCCUGUGCUACUGACAGAGCAGAAUUUCAUCACAGAAUUCUUCCACGCUACUUCUACUGACUCGCUCGACUUUCCUGAUGCAGUCAGGGCAGCACCUCCAGAACGUCGACAAGGGCCCAACCUUUGGAUCAGGAAGCAAUUCGAGCCAGACAGGGCCAUGGCCAAGCACGUUACUGCAGUCAUGGAAGACAUCUUCUCCUUUUGGCCUGCUGAGAUUUCGAGUCUUGUUGACUGGGCCACCAAAGCCGAUCCUUUGCAGGGAGUGGGCAUUCUCUGUGCAGUCGACCGAAAGCUGCUCGACAUUGAAGAAACGAACCAGGACUUUUUGACGAGAACACUACAAAAGAUACACGAGCGUCUCCAAGGACUCUUUAGUCGCUUUUUGGAUGAACAAAUACGUGCGAUUGAAGACACAAAGGUCAAGAUCAAGAAGCGCAAGGGAGUCAUUUCGUUUAUGAAGACAUUCCCGCACUUUUCUGUUGUGAUUGAAAACAUGCUCCCCUCUGCAGCCGAGGGUGGGGAUCAAUUGGAAAUCCGGCGCAUGGUCAAUGACGGAUACCAGAGACUCAACAAGGCCAUGUUUGAGAGUUUGAAGGUGAUUGCAAAGGAAUCUCCUACGGUCAUGGCUUCGCAGGGGCAGGGCGAUCCCGAAGACAAGGAGGCGCUGAACUACCACAUUCUGCUCAUUGAGAACAUGAACCACUACAUGGAGGAGGUUGACGGCCGGUCGGUCUCGGUGCUUGAAUACUGGAAAAGCAAGGCCCAAGACGAGUACGACGAGCACAUGGGCCUCUACGUUGAUGCUGUCAUUCGGCGGCCGCUCGGGAAACUUUUGGAAUUCAUCGAGUCUACGGAAACGCUUCUUGGGCAGCCUGGGGCAAGUGCUCAGGCUAUUGCGCAACGGUCGUCACACUCUCGCUCUGUUUUCAAGAAGCUGGUGCACUCGCACGACGCCAAGGAGUUGCGCAAAGGCAUCGAGUCGCUCAAGAAGCGAGUGGACAAGCACUUUGGUGACGCAGAUGACCCGACCAUUAGUCGUGACCUCGUGUUCAAGGUGCUCAAGGAGUGCGAGAAGACGUAUAUGAAGGUGUCGGAACGGAUGAUGACAAUCAAUCAGGAUGUAUAUAGUGGCGAGGUGGAGAUUGAUUGGGGCAGCAAGGAGAUUGACGCAGCGUUCAAGAGAUAGUGUCUUCGGAAGAGCGGAAGUCGACAUUUGCU